Messenger RNA from Coregonus sp. 'balchen', 17169 nucleotides. Lineage: Eukaryota; Metazoa; Chordata; Actinopteri; Salmoniformes; Salmonidae. The record is from the annotation of a GenBank genome assembly.
AUGGUGCGGGACGCUGAGAUUCCUGUGCUCAGAGGUUUUCUGACACCAAGCGAGGCAACUGAAUGGAAGCAGAAUGUUUUCAGCUCUGCAGGUGAGAGAUUAUUAAUCAUUUAUUCGACAAGCAGUUUUAUCAAAUUUUACAUAGAUUUUGGUGUAGUUUUACCUAGUUGGGUGUGUUUUGUGAGUAUUGUAGCUACAAGCAAACGAUAGUUAACUAUAGCUUGCUGGUGGUUAAUACGUUCAGCUAACGAGUAGUUAGCUAGCUAAAGUUGUUAAUGUGGAGACGAAGAAAUGCAUGGCUCGCAGUUAACCACUGUCAGUCGGUUUGUCAAUGGUUUGAUUACAUGUCAUUUGACUUCAAUGUAAAAUAUUUGGGCUAUGUGAUUUCAUUAAUUGAAGCUAACUAGUUAGCUACUUCAUAAUAAUACAGGGUUGAAUGCUACCUUGUUGGCUAGCAAACUAUCUGUCAAUUUGACAGUUUAGAAUCUAACGUUAACACUGUAGCGGAGAACGGAGUAGUGGCGCACUUCAAAGGCUAGACCGCACACUAGUCAUUUUUGGCACAUGCAAUUGACUGAAUAUUCAUCUCAUAGACUCAUACUGUAACUUUUAAACCCAGCUACAGCUAGCUACCUCAUUGUCACAAUAUUAUUAUACCGGUAGCGAGCUUGCCUGAUGCUGUGCCACAUCGCACCAGCCCUCGCUCUGCCUUCGCGCGAGCCACCAGUGUGACUGUGCAGAGAACUACAUUAGCAGCAAUAGUGGAAUCGGUGGUUAGCCUUCAAAAUAAAAGUUAACCAUUGAAACGUGCAAAGGGUAAAAAAUGUGAAAUCAUGCCACAAUUGGACUAGAUAAUGCUAAACAAGGUGGAAUGUUACAUAAAUUCCACAAAAGACAAUUAGUUAAUUGGACAAAAAAAACAGCUAAACAUUUUUGAAAUCGCAUGUAUUAGACUUCAGAAUUAGCUUACUCAGUGACUCCCACAGAUUACAAUUCUAAAGAGUUUACACAAAAAUUAGCGUUGCAGCGUUUACUGCGGGACGUUAACUGUGGGAAAUCCCCUCACUAUUCGGCCUAUUGUGUGCAUUGGACAUUCAUAUUGCAAUGUACAGCUUAUGUACAGCUUACCUAUGGAUCUUGGGACCAUGAAAUGGGGUUAUCAGCCUACUCAGUGGCACUCACAGAACACAACUGAAGAGUUUUCACAAAUAUUAGCAUUGUAGCUUUUAUUUGCGCGACUUUAACAGUGGGAAUUAACCUCACUAUUCGGCCUAUUGUGUGUAUUGGACAUUCAUAUUGCAAUGUACUAUGCUAUGGAUCUUCAAAUCAAAUCAAAUCAAAUCAAAUUUUAUUGGUCACAUGCGCCGAAUACAACAGGUGCAGACAUUACAGUGAAAUGCUUACUUACAGCCCUUAACCAACAGUGCAUUUAUUUUAAACAAAAAAGUAAGAAUAAAACAACAACAAAAAAGUGUUGAGAAAAAAAGAGCAGAAGUAAAAUAAAGUGACAGUAGGGAGGCUAUAUAUACAGUAAAAUAAAGGGACAGUAGGGAGGCUAUAUAUACAGGGGGGUACCGUUGCAUAGUCAAUGUGCGGGGGCACCGGCUAGUUGAGGUAGUUGAGGUAAUAUGUACAUGUGGGUAGAGUUAAAGUGACUAUGCAUAAAUACUUAACAGAGUAGCAGCAGCGUAAAAAGGAUGGGGUGGGGGGGCAGUGCAAAUAGUCCGGGUAGCCAUGAUUAGCUGUUCAGGAGUCUUAUGGCUUGGGGGUAGAAGCUGUUGAGAAGUCUUUUGGACCUAGACUUGGCACUCGGUACCGCUUGCCGUGCGGUAGCAGAGAGAACAGUCUAUGACUAGGGUGGCUGGAGUCUUUGACAAUUUUGAGGGCCUUCCUCUGACACCGCCUGGUAUAGAGGUCCUGAAUGGCAGGGAGCUUUGCCCCAGUGAUGUACUGGGCCGUACGCACUACCCUCUGUAGUGCCUUGCGGUCAGAGGCCAAGCAGUUGCCAUACCAGGCGGUGAUGCAACCAGUCAGGAUGCUCUCGAUGGUGCAGCUGUAGAAUUUUUUGAGGAUCUGAGGACCCAUGCCAAAUCUUUUUAGUCUCCUGAGGGGGAAUAGGCUUUGUCGUGCCCUCUUCACGACUGUCUUGGUGUGUUUGGACCAUGAUAGUUCGUUGGUGAUGUGGACACCAAGGAACUUGAAGCUCUCAACCUGUUCCACUACAGCCCCGUCGAUGAGAAUGGGGGCGUGCUCAGUCCUCUUUUUUUUCCUGUAGUCCACAAUCAUCUCCUUUGUCUUGGUCACGUUGAGGGAGAGGUUGUUGUCCUGGCACCACACGGCCAGAUCUCUGACCUCCUCCCUAUAGGCUGUCUCAUCGUUGUCGGUGAUCAGGCCUACCACUGUUGUGUCGUCGGCAAACUUAAUGAUGGUGUUGGAGUCGUGCCUGGCCAUGCAGUCAUGGGUGAACAGAGAGUACAGGAGGGGACUGAGCACGCACCCCUGAGGGGCCCCCGUGUUGAGGAUCAGUGUGGCAGAUGUGUUGUUACCUACCCUUACCACCUGGGGGCGGCCCGUCAGGAAGUCCAGGAUCCAGUUGCAGAGGGAGGUGUUUAGUCCCAGGAUCCUUAGCUUAGUGAUGAGCUUAGAGGGCACUAUGGUGUUGAAUGCUGAGCUGUAGUCAAUGAAUAGCAUUCUCACGUAGGUGUUCCUCUUGUCCAGGUGGGAAAGGGCAGUGUGGAGUGCGAUAGAGAUUGCAUCAUCUGUGGAUCUGUUGGGGCGGUAUGCAAAUUGGAGUGGGUCUAGGGUUUCUGGGAUUAUGCUGUUGAUGUGAGCCAUGACCAGUCUUUCAAAGCACUUCAUGGCUACAGACGUCAGUGCUACGGGUCGGUAGUCAUUUAGGCAGGUUAUCUUAGAGUUCUUGGGCACGGGGACUAUGGUGGUCUGCUUGAAACAUGUUGGUAUUACAGACUCAGUCAGGGAAAUGUUGAAAAUGUCAGUGAAGACACUUGCCAGUUGGUCAGCACAUGCUCGGAGUACACGUCCUGGUAAUCCGUCUGGCCCUGCGGCCUUGUGAAUGUUGACCUGCUUAAAAGUCUUACUCACAUCGGCUACGGAGAGCGUGAUCUUGGGUCCAUUCUGAAGUCUUAAUACAUCCACAGUGCUAUUUCCAACAUUUUCUUUACAUGUUUGUGUAAAAUUAAAUAAUUGUAGUUUUGUUUUAUUCAUAUAACAUUCCAACCUUGUUUAGCAUUAUCUGAUCCAAUUGUGUCAUGAUGCCACUAUUUUUAUUCGUUUGCAUAAGUUGCAAUGGGGGACUUUUAUUUUGAAGGUGACCCGCCAAUUCCACUUUUUUUGCUCACCCUAAUGUUGUUCACACCACAUACGUGUGCUGAGCAGCCUGUAAUGCAUCCCCACGUGAGGAUGCAACUUGCACAUUUCCACCAGUAUUUACAAGUAGCUAGAUGUCUAGCAAAAUUAUGUUUAACUCGCUAGUUCAACUAACGAGUAGCUUUGGGCUCCGUAAUGUUUUCUUGCUACAUUAUAUAAUAAUAUGAGAGGCAGCAAUAGUGAUUUAAUUGCUGUCAGGCUCUUUCGCUGAACACUCUUUUGUCAAUUUACUGCAUUGAGGCUGCGGUCACGCACGUGGGGCAAGCAUCCCUGCCCCGGUGAUGGAAAACGUAAGUCACUCUGGACAAUCACCAUGCACGGCGGCUAUAUGCACGGCUAUUUUCUUGACAUGUAUGUAUGUAUGUAUGCUCGGUUAUUUUCUUGAUAUGUAUGUAUGCUCAUCUGUGUUAAAUCCGAGGUCACUUGCUUUGCACAAUAAUCAGCCCUUUCAUAUAAUUCUCGCCCAUCAUCCAGUCACUGAUGGCACAGUAGUUGAAUGAAGUGAUGUAGCACUAGCUAUGUAAUGGUUGUCUGGGCUAGUUAUGGUCUGUUGUUGGAAUAGACAUGACAUAUCUUUUGGUCUACAUUUGGAUAAAGCAAACUAGGCUGUGAUUUUGAGACAUCACUUCUCUGCCAUUUCUGACAUCAGACUGUAUUGAAAUGAUGUAUUGUGAAUGAAGCGUUAGCCCUGUUUCAUUACACUGCAAGUUACUUUUUUUAAUUCAGCAAGUCUACACUGAUGACAUACAAAUGGAGCUAGUUCCCUCCCUGUUCCCGUGUGUGCGUUUGUAGGAGAGAUAUGAGGCAGUUGCACUGACUAGUCUGAAAUCUACAUAAAUGUAAUGUAUUAAAUGUUGCUUGAAUAUUGAGGCCCUGAGCAAUUCAGAAAGUCAUAUUUCUCCCAUAUUGAUUUGCCUUACAUUAAUUACUGCUUAAUGUGAGGACCUUUUAUGAAUUACGGUCUUAUUUGAGGUCCAAUUGUUUUCCAUAAUUGCUGUUCUUUUCCCUGACAAAUCUGAAAUAGAAAUAGAAUAGCAUUUGGUGCAUGUCAGGUUGUCAUUGAAUAUCAGUCUCAAAACACGUGGAUUUAUUAUUGAAAUGACAAGACAGUUCGGAAUGGAUGGUUGGUUUUCUUGGUUUCUGCUAUGAUGACAUUCUGUAAUGAAAACAUUUCAGUGCAGCUUUAUCAGUGAAAGCAUUUGCGUGUCCCAAUAAUCUCUCCUUUCUCCUGAAAUCCUGGUGCACUUGUUCACUACCCUUCAUGGAUUAGAUUUUUGUGGGGAGUAGUGCAUGAGUGCACACUUCAGGACUCAUCCUGUGUGUGUGAUUUUAGUAUUAUAGUUAUUUAGCUCGGGGAUUCAAACUAGCAACCUUUCGGUUACUGGCCCAACGCUCUUAACCACUAGGCUACCUGCCGCACCAGCUUGCAGGGCCAUUUUUAGUUUGCUCAGGUUUGCCAGUCUUCUGCUACUGUACACCCAGCCUCUCCUCCUUCCCAUUGCUCUCUCUCCCUCUCUCAGCCCUUCCUCACUCCCAUCAGGUGAGCACAAUGCAAUCAAUGCUAAUGAGCCCGACACAACCAAUGCAUUAAAUGCAAUUACACCAGGCCAACACGCCUUGUCCUCAUAGCUAGACUUAUCUUUAUAAAUAAAAAUGUUUUCUCCUCUUCCUCCCCCUUCAGCGAUGCCCCUCCAACAGCCAAAAGCCUGCACACACAUACCAAAUGCUCUCCUGCAGAGCAUUGUUUAAUAUGCUGAUCUUCCUAAUGAGAAUAUGGAGUUACAUUACCGUAAACCUACAAUUAAACGAAGAGUCUCAAAUAGCCGCCUGUCCCUUUUUAAUAUAUAUAUAUAUAUAUAUUUUUUUAUUUUAUUUUUUUAUUUUAUUUUUUUUAGUCAUUUAGCAGACGCUCUUAUCCAGAGCGACUUACAGGAGCAAUUAGGGUUAAGUGCCUUGCUCAAGGGCACAUCGACAGAUUUUUCACCUAGUUGGCUCGGGGAUUAGAACCAGCGACCUUUCGGUUACUGGCACAACGCUCUUACCCACUAAGCUACCUGCCGCCCUUAACCGGGCAAUGGCACACAUUUCAGCUAGGGCUGUCCACGACUAAAAUAAAUGCUAGUCUAUUCUUUCGACCAAUUGAUUGGUUGAAAUGUUAAAAUGUAUUUUUCCAUAUAUAGACACAUCCCAUGUGUUUUAGUCGCUCUCUCACAUUUACAUUUUAGUCAUUUAGCAGACACGCUUAUCCAGAGCGACUUACAGUUAGUGAGUGCAUACAUUUUUCAUACUGGCCCCCCGUGGGAAUCGAACCCACAACCCUGGCGUUGCAAGCGCCAUGCUCUACUAACCGAGCUACAGGAGGCCCCUUCUCCCUGCUGCAGCGACCACCACAUAAAAAUCAACAGCUUGUAUCAUGCUGUCUGCGUUGCUGAAGUUGCGAUUUAAUUACAGCCAUUUGUGACUGAAAAGUUAUGUUACAGAAACCCCUUAUUUGUUUAGGAAAAACAUUCCCUAUUCCCUCAACUCUUGCUCUCUUUACGUGACACAUGUAUGCAUCUCAUGCACGUGACCAAUAGGGCCUGACCUAUAGCAUAUCAUAAUCACAUCAAUAAAUUGAUUAUAACAAACUCUGAACACCGUAACAUGUGACAGCAAAAUGGAUGCAGAGAAUGUGACAAAUAUACUCUACACGGGGAAUGUUUACUGGUUGCUCAGGAGGUAAAGGUGAAGUCAGGUGUGUGGAAUACAUUUGACUAGUUGUGGAAAAUACUGGACUUCAAGAAAAAUAAGGUAAGGAGCAAGUGCUGCGUGCAUAUUAUGCGUGCUAAACAGGAGCUGUUAGAUUAGAUUGAUUGAUACGGUAACCUAUUUAAGUAUUAAAAUAUAGGCCCUUGUAAGUUACGGUAUUAAGACUAAACAGGAUGCGCUCUUAGGCCUACAGCUCGAUGGUGGUUAUACAAGGCUGCUAUACUAAGCCUACUAAUGAUAAUGGCAUAAUUUAUUAUUGUAAUGAUGAUCAUAAUAAUAAUAGUAAUAACAAUAAGGAGAUCAAGGAAAAAGGAGGGUUGUUAUUAUAAAUAUAAUUUCAGACAAUUUUGAACAAAGUUAACAACACUAAAUCAAUUAUAAAUAAUACAAGAGAGGCUGGUCUAACAACAAAAAAAGUAUAAAGCCUUUUAUUACAGCAUAGUAAAGAUUAAAAACAGCAGAAUUAGUGAAAUAGUUUCUAACGUGGUUGUGUGAGGCUUAGAGCUCCCGGAAUCAGUUGGCUAUUAAACAAACACUCAAACAGGCAAUAGAAGCAGGAUCUGUCUUAUUUCUGUAGCUAUACAGUGCCUUCGGAAAGUAUUCUGACCCCUUGAGUGUUCUUGGGUAUGACGAUACAAGCUUGGCACACCUGUAUUUGGGGAGUUUCUCCCGUUCUUCUCUGCAGAUCCUCUCAAGCUCUGUCAGGUUGGAUGGGGAGCGUUGCUGCACAGCUAUGUUCAGGUCUCUCCAAAGAUGUUCGAUCGGGUUCAAGUCCGGGCUCUUGCUGGGCCACUCAAGGACAUUCAGAGACUUGUCCCGAAGCCACUCCUGCGUUGUCUUGGCUGUGUGCGUAGGGUAGUUGUCCUGUUGGAAGGUGAAUCUUCUCCCCCAGUCUGAGGUCCUGAGCGCUCUGGAACAGGUUUUCAUCAAGGAGCUCUCUGUACUUUACUCCGUUCAUCUUUCCCUCGAUCCUGACUAGUCUCCCAGCGCUGAAAAACAUUGCUUCACCGUAGGGAUGGUGCCAGGUUUCCUCCAGAUGUGAUGCUUGGCAUUCAAUCUUGGUUUCAUCAGACAAGAGAAUCUUGUUUCUCAUGGUCUUAGUCUUUAGGUGCCUUUUGGCAAACCCCAAGCUGGCUGUCAUGUGCCUUUUACUGAGGAGUGGCUUCCGUCUGGUCAUUCUACCAUAAAGGCCUGAUUGGUGGAGUGCUACAGAGAUGGUUGUCCUUCUGGAAGGUUCACCAAUCUCGACAGAGGAACUCUAGAGCUCUGUCACAGUGACUAUCGGGUUCUUAGUCACCUCCCUGACCAAGGCCCUUCUCCCCCGAUUGCUCAGUUUGGCCGGGCGGCCAGCUCUAGGAAGAGUCUUGGUGGUUCCAAACUUCUUCCAUUUAAGAAUGGUGGAGGCCACUGUGUUCUUGGGGACCUUCAAUGCUGCAGAAAUGUUUUGGUACCCUUCCCCAGAUCUUUUCCUCGAUACAAUCCUAUCUUGCAGCUCUGCGGACAAUUCCUUCGACCUCAUGGCUUGGUUUUUGCUCUGACAUGCACUGUCAACUGUGGGACCUUUUUAUAUAGACAGGUGUGUGACUUUCCAAAUCAUGUCCAAUCAAUUGAAUUUACCACAGGUGGGCUCCAAUGAAGUUGUAGAAACAUCUCAAGGAUGAUCAAUGGAAACAGGAUGCAUCUGAGCUCAAUUUCGAGUCUCAUAGCAGAGGGUCUGAAUACUUAUGUAAGUAAGGUAUUUCUGUUUUUUAAAUUUUAAUACAUUUGCAAAAAUGUAUACAUAUUUUUUCACUUUGUAAUUAUGGGGUAUUGUGUGUAGAUUGUUGAGGAUUUUUAUUUUUAUUUAAUCAAUUUUAGAAUAAGGCUGUAACGUAACAAAAUGUGGAAAAAGUCAAGGGGUCUGAAUACUUUCCGAAGGUACUGUAUAUGGAUGAUUUAGAAAGCCAGGCACAUUUAACAGUUAGGCUAUUGAUUAUAGACCUAAUUAAGUUGGGGUUUCCUCUCUACUCACAGAUAAAUAUGAGUCUACACCAGGCACACAAAGUAAAAACAAUAGACAUACAAUAGCAAAAUUGUGAUGGUGUCAGAAGAACUAAUGACUUUUUUUAUACAUGGUCUAUCAUAUUUAUUGAGCCACCCAUUAUCACAGAUGCACGUACACACACACUCACACACACAAGACACAUCUGUCACGACUUCCGCCGAGGCUGCCUCCCCUCCUUGUUCGGGCAGGUUUCGGCGUUCGGCGUCACCGGCUUACUAGCCACUGCCGAUCCAUUUAUCAUCACUCCAUUUGUCUUGUCUUCAAUCACACACACCUGGUCCUUAUUCCCUCAUUAGUCAUGGUAUAAGUGUUCCCUCUGCUUCCUUGUCUGUGUGGGUGAUUGUUUAUUGUAGAGGUUAGUGUAGCUCGGUGGAGCUCGUUGUGUUGUGUAUUGACGGGAGUAUUUUUCCCGUGUGCCUUGUAUUUUCCAGUGCGCCUGUUUUGUGCCCUGGAGUGUGUUUGACGCAUUUCUGCGUAAACCUGUAUUUUGUGGAUUAAAGCCUGUUAUGCUGUGAUUUACCCUCCUGCGCCUGACUCCUUCAUCACCACCUCAUCACAACAUCUCUGAAGAUGUUACAUUGUCAGCUUCUUGUGUGUCUCACUGCUUGUUCCUGUUCCAGAGGCGGGUCCCGUGCUGCAGUCCCUGUUCGAUGGGGACUUUGAGGCGGUGCUGCUGAAUCCUCAGGUUCUGGACCUGCUGGGUGGUGGAGACUGCAGCGAUGGAGAGGCCAUUGAUACCUACCUGGAGAGACGGAUCCUGGCCUACCUCAAUGACAGCACAGAGAAGGACAAGGCUGACAGGUAAGAAACAACAUCUGUGAUCUCAUGCUGAUGCCUUAUUCAAUGUUACUUAAUUCAUUGAAUCAAAUGUUUUAGUGUUUGGGGGGAAAGCCUGCACACCCUGUAGCUCCCAGGACCAAAGUUAGUGACCACUGCAUUAGUGUUUAUUAUAAACAAGAUUUACUAUCCUUUCAACUCAAGCCCACGUAUUGCUUUUUUAAGUGUACAUCGAUAUGAAUUAAUAAAACUAUCCAUGACUUAAUCUUGAAAACAACACCUCAUGCCAUGAUUUAGACCCGAGUUCACGCCAAGCUGUGCUGCCAGGUGACGCCUCAAAUUGGAUGCCCACCACAGUUACAUUCUUGGGCAGGAACAUUGUGCCAGUACAGUUAUAAUUUUUUUGAUUGAUUGAAGGGAUAGGGGAAUUGCCAGGCAUGGGCUGAUACCACUGGCUGAACGCUGCUGACUGGAGCUUCCUGCUGCCAUGAAUUAUACAUUUUUAAUAAGGACAGCUUAACAUCUCCUCCUCCUUCUCUCCCAUGGGGAUAUCAGCACCCGUCGCUACCCUCUAUAUCAGAACCUUUCAAUCCUCUAUCGUUCUUCCUUUUCUCAUACAGCGUUUUUAGUCAACUAGGUGGUCAGAGGAGCCUGUAUGUACAGUAUGUAUGCAUGGCUUUAAUUGCCCUGAGGGAGAUACGAAGCAGCGUUGUACUUGCUCCUCUUUGCCCUCAAUCUGUGCCUGGGUACUCCAGAAGUCCUAUUGAAUGACUCCUGCUGUGAGGACUGGAGCAGCCGGCCAUAUCCACUUUGGAAGGCUGCCGGCCUGAUUUGCAGUGUGGAAAUCAAAUGGCCCUAUCGUUACUUGUUUCGUUAAGCGGCAGGUAGCUUAGCGGUUAAGAGCGUUGGGCCAAUAACCAAAAGGUUGCUGGUUCGAAUCCCGAGCCGACUAGGUAGACCAUCUGCCGACGUGCCCUUAUUGUUCCUGUAAGUCUCUCUGUAUAAGAGCGUCUGCUAAAUUACUAAUCUAAAAUGCAGAACAAAUAUACACUACCGGUCACAAGUUUUGGAACACCUACUCAUUCAAGGGUUUUUCUUGACAUCAAAACUAUGAAGUAACCAAAAGUGUUAUUUCAUAGUUAUGUCUUCACUAUUAUUAUACAAUGUAGAAAAUAGUGAAAAUAAAGAAACCCUUGAAUGAGUAGGUGUGUCAACUUUUGACUGGUACUGUAUGUAUAUACAGCUGCGGAAAAUAUUAAGAGACCACUGCAAAAUUAUCAGUUUCUCUGGUUUUACUAUUUAGAGGUAUGUGUUUGGGUAAAAAUAACAUUUUUGUUUUAUUCUAUAAACUACUGACAACAUUUAUCCCAAAUUCCAAAUAAAAAUAUUGUCAUUUAGAGCAUUUAUUUGCAGAAAAUGACAACUGGUCAAAAUAACAAAAAAGAUGCAGUGUUGUCAGACCUCGAUUAAUGCAAAGAAAAUAAGUUCAUGUUCAUUUUUAAACAACACAAUAGUAAUGUUUUAACUUAGGAAGAGUUCAGAAAUCAAUAUUUGUUGGAAUAACCCUGAUUUUCAAUCACAGCUUUCAUGCGUCUUGGCAUGCUCUCCACCAGUCUUUCACAUUGAUGUUGGGUGACUUUAUGCCACUCCUGGCGCAAAUAUUCAAGCAGCUGGGCUUUGUUUGAUGGCUUGUGACCAUCCAUCUUCCUCUUGAUCACAUUCCAGAAGUGUUCAAUGGGGUUCAGGUCUGGAGAUUGGGCUGGCCAUGACAGGGUCUUGAUCUGGUGGUCCUCCAUCCACACCUUGGUUGACCUGGCUGUGUGGCAUGGCGCAUUGUCCUGCUGGAAAAAACUAUCCUCAGAGUUGGGGAACAAUAUCAGAGCAAAAGGAAGCAAGUUUUCUUCCAGGACAACCUUGAAGGUGGCUUGAUUCAUGCGUCCUUCACAAAGACAAAUCUGCCCGAUUCCAGCCUUGCUGAAGCACCCCCAGAUCAUCACCGAUCCUCCACCAAAUUUCACAGUGGGUGUGCGACACUGUGGCUUGUAGGCCUCUCCAGGUCUCCGUCUAACCAUUAGACGACCAGGUGUUGGGCAAAGCUGAAAAUUGGACUUAUCAGAGAAGAUGACCUUACUCCAGUCCUCUACGGUCCAAUCCUUAUGGUCUUUUGCAAACCUCAGCCUGGCUCUUCUUUUUUUCUCAUUGAUGAAGGGCUUUUUUCUAGCUUUGCACGACUUCAGCCCUGCCCCUAGGAGCCUGUUUCGAACCGUCCUCGCCGUGCACUUCACCCCAGCUGCCGUUUUCCAUUCUUUUUGUAGGUCACUUGAUGUCAUCCUACGGUUGUUGAGUGACAUUCGAAUGAGUUGGUGGUCAUCCCGGUCAGUAGAGAGUCGUUUUCACCCUCUGCCGGUCUGUAGCUUUGUUGUCUCCAAUGUCUGCUGCUUGACCUUGUUCUUAUGAACCGCCGUCUUUGACAUUUUAAGGAUGGAAGCAACCUGACGCUCACUGUAUCCCUCUGCCAGUAAAGCCAGAAUUGAACCCUUCUUUUCCUCACUCAAAACUUUCCUUUUCAACUCUUGGCAUGGUCAAUGGUUAUUUUUUUGAUUAAUAUUACUUUUGAGGUACUAUUAGCACUGUUUUUCCCAUCCAGCUGGUCCUAUUGCAAGAGGAUAGUGAUGCCCACAGCAGUGGUUUUUAUACUUUUUCCUUGUUAAAUAAGAUUUGGUUCAUGUGAUCACCUAAUCAGUACCUAAUUCAGUAGAAUGAGGUGUGCCUGUGUUGGAAUUCAACAGACACUGGAAUGGAAUGGCUGUCAUACACGUAAAGAUGCUGAUUUAAGAAUUGCAGUGGUCUCUUAAUUUUUUCCCACAGCUUUAUAUUACAGCCAUAAAGGAAAAUAUUAGUUCUAUAACUGCAUAUUGGCAGCUGCCUUUUGAGUUUCAGAAGUUCACUACAACAUCCUAAGAUCAUGAUAUAAAGGAGGCUAUUUUAGUGUUAAUGAUACUUACAAAUUACUACAUGCUGCAAUGUGUGGUUUGCUGAUAAGCUCCAUUGUAACGAUAAGAUCCAUUGUAGUGAUCCUACUAUUACAGUUGACACGCACAUGUACCGUCGUAUGCAGCUUUGGACCUCAUCCCCCUACCAUUCAGCCUUUUAAAAUGCUGAUGAGAUAUAGGGAAUUAAUUACAACCACCUUUUUCAGCAAACAUCUGGGAGUUCAGCAGCUAACUGACUUUAACUCAAGGGCACACUGUCCGCUGCCACCUCCAUCCCUCUAGUCUUAUUGUCACCCAGCUUCUCCACCUCGCCCAUCCCAUUCAUAAAGAGAGGAGGAGAGGGGGCUGCACUGCUCAUCUGCAUGUCACCCUCUCAAAUCAAAUAACAUUUAUUUGUCACGUGCUCCAAAUACAACAGGUGUAGACCUUACCGUGAAAUGCUUACUUUCAAGCCCUUAACCAACAAUCCAGAUAUCACUAUUUCUAAAACAAGCCAUAGAAAGUUGGUUGCAAUUUCAAUUUAAUCCACCAGAAAAGACAGAACAAAUAUUGCAACAAAUAUUGUGGUUAAACUCAAAUAUACUAAUUGAUAAAAAACCGUUCUUUUUUGACAAAAUGUUUAAAAAAGGUAUAAUCUUUGUAAAUGAUAUAAUUGGUAGGACUGGUGGAGUUAUGUCGCACAUGCAGCUAACAAAAACAUAUGGAAAUGUCUGCUCUACCCAAAAUUACAACCAAAUAAUUGCAGCCUUACCGCAAAAAUGGAAGAGGAAAGUGGAAGGAGGAGAAAGUAAGGAACUUGUCUGUCGGCCUUGCAUUAAAGAACAUAAUUGGUUAAGGAAAACUGUGAUAAAUAAAAAGGUAUAUCAGUUUCAUUUAAGGAUCAAAGGAUUGACAGCCGUCCCAAUAGAAUGUUAUUUAUAUGGGGGAUACAAUCUUCCCAGCUCUGCAGAUUUUGCUGCGAAGAGACAGAAUCAUUAGAUCAUUUGUUUUGGUACUGUCCAUUUGUAGCUUGUUUUUGGACACAGGUCCAGGAAUGGCUAAAGGAUUGCAAUAUUUACCUGGAGCUAACCCUGCAGAUAGCACUACUGGGUGAUCUGAAAAGUCAUAGUCAAUCGAUCAAUAACAUAAUACUAUUAGCAAAAAUGUUUAUUUUCAAUUCACAAUCUGUAGAAACAAUGAGAAUAGAAAGGUUCAGAACUUUUGUAAGACAUCACAGUACAGUUGAAAUAUAUAUGGCAAAUAGAAAUCCUAUAUAGAUGGUGUUAAAAGAUAGAUGGGAGUUGUUGAAUGGAAUUGAAGGAUGGGACUAAUAACAACUAACAAUAACAAGAUAACUAAUAAUGUAGGCACGCUGUGUCCAUAAUAAGUGUAUGGGCUGUAGGUUGGGAGCUUUUGUGAAGGAGCACAGUUAGAAAGAUAUGGCAUAUAGAAGCAAACCGGAUGGACAUCAUGAAAAUGAUCGGAGAGGUUGAGAGUAGAAGAAGUUCAGGAGAAAGAACAAACAAAAUGUAAUUAUUGUAAAAUUGACUGUGUCCAUAAAAUGUAGAUAGUGGGCAUGGGCUGGAAGUAGAGGCCUAGGCGUUGUUGUUUACUCCAAGUGGGGAAAGGGUGGCGGGGUUGGAAAGUAAUAAAGAGGAAUAUAUAUAUAUAUAUAUAUAUAUAUAUUUUUUUUUUAAAGGAUAUGUAUGUGUGUAUAUGUGAAAAAAAUUAACAAAAUAAAAAUAAAAACAAUGCAGUAUAAAAAAAAUUGAGUUAAGAAAAUAUUUACCAAAUAAACUAAAGUAAAAAAUAAAAAAAAGUUACGCAAUAAAAUAAAAAUAACUAGGCUAUAUGCAGGGGGUACCAGUACUGAGUCAAUGUGCGGGCAUACCAGUUAGUCGAGGUAAUUUGUACCUGUAGGUAGGAGUAAAGUGAUUAUGCAUAGAUAAUAAACAGCAAGUAGCAGCAGUGUAAAAACAAAGGGGGGGGGGGUUCAAUACAAAUAGUCCGGGUGGCCAUUUGACUAAUUGUUCAGCAGUCUUAUGGCUGUUAAAGAGCCUUUUGGACCUUGACUUGGCGCUCUGGUACCGCUUGCCGUGUUGUAGCAGAGAGAACAGUUUAUGACUUGGGUGACUGGAGUCUUUGACAAUUUUUGGGACCUUCCUCUGACACCACCUAGUAUAUAGCUCCUGCAUGGCAGGAAGCUUGGCCCCAGUGAUGUACUGGGCCAUACGCACUACCCUCUGUAGCGCCUUACGGUCGGAUGCCGAGCAGUUGCCAUACCAGGGCGGUGAUGCAACCUGUCAGGAUGCUCUCGAUGGUGCAGCUGUGUAACUUUUUGAAGAUCUGGGGACCCAUGCCAAAUCUUUUCAGUCUCCUGAAGGGGAAAAGGUGUUGUCGUGCCCUCUUCACGACUGUCCGGACCAUGAUAGUUUGUUGGGGAUGUGGACACUAAGGAACUUAACACUCAACCCUUUCCACUACAGCCCUGUCGAUGUGAAUGGGGGCGUGUUUCCUGUAGUCCACGAUCAGCUCCUUUGUCUUUCUCAGGUUGAGGGAGAGGUUUUUGUCUCUGACCUCCCUAUAGGCUGUCUCAUCAUUGUCGGUGAUCAGUCCUACCACCAUUGUGUCGUCAGGAAACGUAAUGAUGGUGUUUGAGUCGUGCUUGGCCACGCAGUAGUGGAUGAACAGGAGGGGACUAAGCACGCACCCCUGAGGGGCCCACGUGUUGAUGAUAGCGUGGCUGAUGUUGUUGCCUAUCCUUACCACCUAGGGGCGGCCCGUCAGGAAGUCCAGGAUCCAGUUGCAGAGGGAGGUGUUUAAACCCAGGGUCCUUAGCUAAGUGAUGAGCUAUGCACUAUGGUGUUGAACGCUGAGCUGUAGUCAAUGAACAGCAUUCUCACAGGUGCUCCUUUUGUCCAGGUGGGAAAGGGCAGUGUGGAGUGCGAUUGAGAUUGCGUAAUCUGUGGAUCUGUUGGGGCGGUAUGCGAAUUGGAGUGGGUCUAGGGUUUCCGGGAUGAUGGUGUUGAUGUGAGCCAUGACCAGCCUUUCAAAGCACUUCAUGGCUAAAGACGUGAGUGCUACGGGGCGGUGGUCAUUUAGGCAGGUUACCUUCACUUUCUUGGGCACAGGGACUAUGGUGGUCUACUUGAAACAUGUAGGUAUUAGACUCGUUCAGGGAGAGGUUGAAAAUGUCAGUGAAGACACUUGCCAGUUGGUCCGCAUGCUCUGAGUACACGUCCUGGUAAUCCGUCUGGCCCUGCGGCCUUGUGAAUGUUGACCUGUUUAAAGGUCUUGCUCACAUCGGCUACGGAGAGCGUGAUCACACAGUCGUCCGGAACAGCUGGUGCUCUCAUGCAUGCUUCAGUGUUGCUUGCCUCGAAGCGAGCAUAAAAGGCAUUUAGCCCGUCUGGUAGGCUCGCUUCACUAGGCAGCUCAUGGCUGGGUUUCCCUUUGUAGUCCGUAAUAGUUUGCGAUCCCUGCCACAUCCGACAAGCGUCAGAGCCGGUGUAGUAGGAUUCAAUCUUAGUCCUGUAUUGACGCUUUGGCUGUUUUUAUGGUUCAUCUGAGGGCGUAGCGGGAUUUCUUAUAAGCGUCCGGAUUAGUGUUCCGCUCCUUGAAAGUGGCGGCUCUAGCCUUUAGCUCGGUGCGGAUGUUGCCUGUAUUCCAUGGCUUCUGGUUGGGAUAUGUACGUACGGUUACUGUGGGGACGACAACAUCGUCGAUGCACUUAUUGAUGAAGCCGGUGACUGAUGUGGUAUACUCCUCAAUGCCAUUGGAUGAAUCCCUGAAUAUAUAUUCCAGUCUGUGCUAGCAAAACAGUCCUGUAGCGUAGCAUCCGUGUCAUCUGACCACUUCCGUAUUGACCAAGUCACUGGUACUUCCUGCUUUAGUUUUUGCUUGUACGGAGGAAUCGGGAGGAUAUAAUUAUGGUCAGAUUUGCCAAAUGUAGGGCGAGGGAGAGCUUUGUAUGCGUGCGUCUGUGUGGAGUAAAGAUGGCCUAGAGUUUAUUUUCCUCUGGUUGCACAUGUGACAGAAAUGAGGUAAAACGGAUUUAAGUUUGCCUGCAUUAAAGUCCCCGGCCACUAGGAGCGCCGCUUCUGGAUGAGCAUUUUCUUGUUUGCUUAUGGCCUUAUACAGCUUGUUGACUGCGGUCUUAGUGCCAGCGUCGGUUUGUGGUGGUAAAUAGACGGCUACUAAAAAUAUAGAUAUAAACUCUCUUGGUAGAUAGUGUGGUCUACAGCUUAUCAUGAGGUACUCUUCGUCAGUCGAGCAAUACCUUGAGAUUUCCUUAAUAUUAGACAUCACUCAUUAUAGAAAAAUUAUGUGUCCAGGUCGAGGUUUGUGUUUGCCUGUAUGUAUUUACUAGGAAUAUUGAUUCAGGGAAGCAGACACCGCACCAUAUGGCGACACGGGCCUCAUGCAUCACAAAUGAGAAUGGAGAUAUCCUCCCUGACACGCAAAUGGGUGUGGGAGGGGGUAAGGGAGAGGAGAGAGAAACCCUUACGUGGCUUUGAGCUGUUAUUUUCCCUGCCACUUUGCGUUUUGGUCAGAGAGCUGAAAAAGAGAGAGUUGGCAAUUUUUAUGGCUGGAUCAGCACUUAACUAUACCAUUGUAUGUGUUAGUAUGUAGGUUCUUAGGGGGUUGUCAUAUGUCUUCAGGUGGUUCAGGCACUAGUACAGUAGUUUAUUUAUUUAGUUACUUGUACUUUGAGUGACCCCAUCUAUGUAUUGUGCCGUUUGUACAAAAGCACACUCUCUCUCAUAUUCACUUGCCUGUUUGUUGUUCCACUUUCCUGCUCCCCCACACACUCACUAACUCAUAUGGUGGUCCUCUGUAGCCCAGUGUGGUCCUCUGUAGCCCAGUGUGGUCCUCUGUAGCCCAGUGUGGUCCUCUGUAGCCCAGUGUGGUCCUCUGUAGCCAAGUGUGGUCCUUUGUAGCCAAGUUGGUAGAGCAUGGCACUUGCAACGCCAUGAUAGUGGGUUUGAAUCCCGGGACCACCCAUACAAAAAAAAAAGUAUGCAUGCAUGACUAAGUUGCUUCUGCUAAAUGGCGUAUUCAAUCAAAAAACAUAUUUCACAUUCUCGUCUCUCGCUUACUUGUUUCUGUUUUCUAUGUUCCGUGUGUAUGUAGCUGCUGCCUUGGUGGACCCUGCGCUACGUGAGCCUACACCAGCAGGUCCAGGAGGAGCGCUCCCCUCAGCUCCUCAGCCUGGCCCAAAGCAGCAUGGAGAAAGGUCAC